Messenger RNA from Oreochromis aureus, 2543 nucleotides. It is a transcript of the gene aldh1a2, whose product is annotated as aldehyde dehydrogenase 1 family, member A2. The coding region runs from base 113 to 1669 and encodes 518 amino acids. NCBI's taxonomy places the organism in Eukaryota, Metazoa, Chordata, Actinopteri, Cichliformes, Cichlidae. The record is from RefSeq and is a predicted model, not a curated record. The transcript is spliced from 13 exons. Gene Ontology annotation, molecular function: aldehyde dehydrogenase (NAD+) activity.
GCUGCUGACACCUGGCUAUAAACCCAGGAAGGAAUCCAAAAUCCCAAUCAGAACUGUGCUGAAAAAACCCAGAGAGGCGCAGGCAGGCAAGACGAGCGCAGAGACGGCCGCGAUGACUUCCAGUAAGAUCGAGAUCCCGGGAGAGGUGAAGAGCGACCCCGCUGCUCUCAUGGCAUCGCUCCAGCUGAUGCCCUCACCGGUGCCCAACCCGGAGAUCAAGUAUACCAAGAUCUUCAUCAACAAUGAAUGGCAGGACUCUGUUAGUGGAAAGGUCUUCCCUGUCUACAACCCGGCUACUGGGGAGCAGAUCUGUGAAGUCCAGGAAGCAGACAAGGCCGACGUUGAUAAAGCCGUGCAGGCAGCUCGCCUGGCCUUUUCUUUGGGCUCUGUGUGGCGAAGGAUGGAUGCUUCAGAGAGGGGUCGACUGCUGUCCAAACUGGCUGAUCUGGUGGAGAGGGACAGUGUCUACCUAGCAACUAUUGAGUCACUGGACAGUGGAAAGCCUUUCCUGCCCACUCUGUUUGUGGACCUCCAAGGAACCAUAAAGACACUGAGAUACUUUGCUGGAUAUGCCGACAAGAUCCAUGGUACUUCCAUUCCAAUGGAUGGAGAGUAUCUGACAUUUACCAGAUAUGAGCCCAUUGGAGUUUGUGGACAAAUUGUCCCUUGGAACUUCCCUCUGAUGAUGACAGCAUGGAAGCUGGGCCCAGCGCUCGCGUGUGGAAACACUGUCGUCCUGAAACCUGCUGAGGAGACGCCGCUCACCUGCCUCUACAUGGCAGCUCUAAUCAAGGAGGCCGGCUUUCCACCGGGAGUCAUCAAUAUUUUGCCAGGAUUCGGGCCAACAGCAGGAGCUGCAAUUGCUUCACACAUGGGCAUAGACAAAGUGGCUUUCACAGGAUCAACCGAGGUCGGCAAGCUGAUCCAAGAGGCAGCUGGGAAGAGUAACCUAAAGAGAGUGACGCUGGAGCUGGGAGGAAAGAAUCCCAACAUUAUAUUUGCAGAUGCUGAUUUGGAUCUGGCUGUAGAAGAAGCCCACCAGGGUGUGUUUUUCAACGCAGGCCAGUGCUGCACGGCAGGCUCUCGCAUCUAUGUGGAGGAGCCCAUAUAUGACGAGUUCGUCCGGAGGAGCGUGGAGAGAGCAAAGAGGAGGAUAGUUGGCAGCCCCUUUGACCCCAUGACUGAGCAGGGACCACAGAUCAGUCGAGAGCAUCAGAGCCGUGUGCUGGAGUUCAUCCAGAGCGGCAUUACUGAAGGGGCCAAGCUGGAGUGUGGAGGAAAAGCUCUGGGCUUGAAAGGGUUCUUCAUUGAGCCUACAGUCUUCUCUAAUGUCAGAGAUGACAUGCGCAUUGCCAGAGAAGAGAUUUUUGGGCCAGUCCAACAGAUCAUGAAGUUCAAAACAAUUGAUGAAGUGAUAGAAAGAGCCAACAACUCAGAUUAUGGUUUGGUUGCCGCUGUAUUCACCAAGGACAUCAGCAAAGCCAUGACCAUUUCCACAGCUAUGCAGGCUGGCACUGUCUGGAUAAACUGCUUCAACGCUCUGAGCACACAGUGUCCAUUUGGAGGAUAUAAAAUGUCUGGCAAUGGGCGUGAAAUGGGAGAAAACGGCUUGAAGGAGUACUCAGAAGUGAAGACCAUCACAAUAAAGAUGGUCGCCAAGAACUCUUAAGGCAGCCACACUUUUUUUGGGAGGGGGGAGGGAGGAGGAGGUAGUGUCUUCCUCAUUGUUGACAAGCUUUUGUCAGUCUGUCCAUGGUGGCACACCACGACCCAUCAGAGCUACUUAUAUCCGUGAUAACUCCAGGCUGUACCCACUCAUUGCCUCCUGUCCCUCCGUGGACAUUCAGCCGCUUCCAGUCCAGCUAUCGCCACUUGUGUUGAAUUUGUGGACUGCCCCCCCCCCCUCCCACAGUACUCCAUACCUCCUCCACUAACUACACUAAAGCACUCACAAAGACGAUGGGGGAGGCUGCUCUGACUUCAAAACCCAAUAACGACGCCCAUCCCAGCCGUUACAACCCCGAUUCUCACCACCAGAUGCUGGAUGCUCAGAGACUCAGUUGCCGCACUUGCAAUCAGCCCUUUACUAGCAGCUUGUAACCCGCUGGGUGGCAGUUUUUCUCUGUACUGUGCGGUGUGAUCGUCAAAACCUCAUGUGUCACUGUCUUGGUAGAAUUUGUGCGAGCACGUUCGCUCAUUCAAGACCACUGAUGUCGUCAGCCUCAGACACGAAUGGAUGAAAUGUUAAUUCUGAAUUAAGAUUGAUUUCUAAUUGUCUUUGUUUGUACUUUAGCUCAUAUGACUUAACACUGUAUGUCGACCUUUGACUGAUGUAAACGUGAAAAAACUUUAACCUCUUAAAAGCAUUUUACUCUCACCUGCUAAAAGAGGAGUAGAUGUGUUUUAAAAUACAUGUAACUGAUUUUCAUUGAUGUCCAUCUAUGUUUAUGUUUAUACAAUCAUAUGCUAUAAAAUUAUAAAAUGACCAUAGUUGUUUUUUUGUUUGUUUGUUUUUCAGUAAAAUCUUUUUUUUCUUGGAAAAA